Molecule: messenger RNA, 1005 nt
Organism: Eimeria tenella
Lineage: Eukaryota; Apicomplexa; Conoidasida; Eucoccidiorida; Eimeriidae
Exons: 1
Coding region: 1-1005 (334 amino acids)
Source: RefSeq, a predicted model, not a curated record
AUGAGGGCCCCCUCAGGGGGCCCCCCAGUUGGUGCUUGUCUGGGGCGGCGGCUCCCGCUGAGAGAACAAGAGGCCCUUAGGUCUUCCAGGAGUCUUCUGGGGCCCCCCGGGGCCCCCCUAGGGGCCCCCAAGGGGGGCCCCCGGGCCCCAGAGGGGCCCCCUUUGAGGUUACGGGGCAGCUGGGGGGCCAACAGCUUUGCCUGCAUUGCCGCGGGCCCCCCCCGCAGCAGCAGCAGCAGCAGCAGGUGUCUGUACACACCAAUCGGGGAGGCUGCUGCUGGGCGCUGCCGGGUUCCUGCCUCUCUUCCGAAGCCGAGAAGCAGCAGCAGCAGGAGCAGCCGGAGCAGCAGCAGCAGCAGCAGCUGGAGACUUCCAAAGCGAUUUGCUGCGGUGUACAGACACUUCAGGGGCCCCUGGAGGCCCCAUUUGAUAAGUUUGCUGAUGCUAGUUUUGCUGCUUGUGGGUUUGUCUUUGGCAGCAGCUUUGUGGGGCUUUGCGGAAGUGUUGCCGCGUUUGCUGCCGCUGCGGCAGCAGCCGCAGCAGCAGCAGCAGCCUCUACAGCAGCAGCAGCAGCCUCUGCAGCAGCAUCAGCAGCAAACUCUGCAGCAGCAGCAGCAGCAGCUUGGGCCCCCCCUCUUGCUCAGUGGGCUCAAGAGGCCCCCACCCCCUGCUUGGGGUAUGUGGACAGAUCAGCCGCAGUUCGCAGCAGAAGUGCUUCUGAGGGACUCCUACAAAAGUGCAGCAGCAGCAGCAGCCCCUGCAGCAGCAGCAGCAGCAGCAGGGGUGGGGGCCCCCCCGCGGCGACUGCAAAACGUGGUGAACAUAGGGCCCCCCGAUGGGUACUCUGGGUUUGACCCGCAGAACAUGUGGGAGGCCUUCAAGGGGGCCCCCCAGGACUAUUUGCUGCUGCUGUGGUUUACUUUAAAUUUGUUUCUUGUUGGCUGCUUCUGCAGCUGGAUGUGCACGCAACGCAGCUACCAAAAGGCAGUUGUUGUUUCCCCCUGA